AUGAGCAAGCAGACAUACAACGUCGUCGUUCUCCCCGGUGACGGUAUCGGUCCCGAGGUUGUCGAGCAGGCCACUCGGGUGCUCAACCUCGUUUCGGAGAAGAGCAAUUUCUUCUCGAUCAACCUCAAGUCGUACGACUUUGGUGGUGCUGCCAUCGACUCGGCUGGCAAGCCUCUGCCCGAUGACACCCUCGAAGCUUGCAAGAAUGCCGACGCUAUUCUCAUGGGCUCCGUCGGUGGUCCCAAAUGGGGAGUCGGCAAAGUGCGACCAGAACAAGGGCUUCUUGCUCUUCGCAAAGAGCUCGACCUCUACGCCAAUAUCCGUCCCUGCCUCUUCCCUUCCGAAUCCCUCCUCUCUCACUCCCCCCUCAAGCCUGAAGUCGCAAAGGGAGUUUCCUUCAUCGUCGUCCGCGAGCUAGUCAAAGGUCUCUACUUCGGUGAUCGUCAAGAAGCCAACCUCGACGACCCCUCAUCCGAUGGCGCAGCAUACGACACAAUGGUUUACAACAAAUUCGACGUUCAACGAAUCACCAAACUCGCCUCUUACCUCGCUCUCCAAUCCAAUCCACCUGCACCUCUCCACUCCAUCGACAAAGCCAACGUUCUCGCCACCUCCCGUCUUUGGCGUAAGGUUGUCCAAGACACAGUCGACACCGAGUUCGCUGAUAAGGGUAUCACCGUAGACCACUCGCUCGUCGACUCUGCGUCGAUGGUGAUGGUUUCUAACCCACGCAAGCUGAAUGGUAUUGUGUUGACGGAGAACAUGUUCGGUGACAUUCUCUCCGAUGAAUCUUCUGUUAUUCCUGGUGCACUUGGCUUGCUCCCCUCCGCCUCGCUUUCAGGACUCCCAGAUGGAAACGGAAAGUGCAACGGUCUGUAUGAGCCCAUUCACGGUUCUGCACCUGAUAUUGCGGGUAAGGGUAUUGCUAACCCUGUCGGAACCAUUUUGUCAGCUGCUAUGCUGCUCCGGUACUCGCUCAACCAGGGUGAGAUCGCUGAUAAGGUCGAGGCUGCAGUUAGGAAGGUGUUGGAUGCAAAGGAUAUUGAUGGUCUCGAGUUGAGGACUGCUGAUUUGGGCGGUAAGCAUGGAUCGAAGGACGUUGGUGAUCAGGUGGUGGCUGUUCUCGAGACUCUUCUCUAA
Molecule: messenger RNA, 1140 nt
Organism: Ustilago hordei
Lineage: Eukaryota; Fungi; Basidiomycota; Ustilaginomycetes; Ustilaginales; Ustilaginaceae
Product: putative LEU2 - beta-isopropyl-malate dehydrogenase
Exons: 2
Coding region: 1-1140 (379 amino acids)
Biological process (GO): L-leucine biosynthetic process
Cellular component (GO): cytosol
Molecular function (GO): 3-isopropylmalate dehydrogenase activity
Source: RefSeq, a predicted model, not a curated record